Molecule: messenger RNA, 1157 nt
Organism: Schistosoma margrebowiei
Lineage: Eukaryota; Metazoa; Platyhelminthes; Trematoda; Strigeidida; Schistosomatidae
Source: the annotation of a GenBank genome assembly
ACACGAUUUACAUACUGUGUUGAAGAAACUAACAAAUACUGGAACAAUUAUGAGUUAUGCUGAAUAUAGGGAAGAGUGUAAAUCAAAUCUGCAGUUAAUUGAUAUUUUUCUAACUGCCUUACAGUUAUAUGAUAAAAUACGAACAAUCCAUGAUAACCUGUAUUCUUUUACUUGGGCACUUUGAUCGUUAUAUCUAUUUAUACUAAAUAGGUGAUUCAAAUGUUUGACGAAAUGAAGCGCAAAUUGACUGAAUUAUUGUCUCAAGGCUCAUGGAGCAGUGAAGAUGACAAACAAAAAGCUAUUUCAACGGUUUCCGAUAUCAAAGUAUUACUAAUGGAUUCAGAAUUUUUGAGUGAGGGAUACGAAGGCCGAGAUAAAAUACUCGAAAAUAAACUUUCCGCAGAUAACUAUCUUAUAAAUGUAUACUACUCUAUGAAAGCUAAAUUUCUAACAUCAUUGAAGGCCACUUCACACGGAUACGAAUUACCUGGUUUAUUCACUUUCCAACCGUUUAUAAAUGAUGGAGAUGGUACAGUGGUUAUGACUUCUGGGUUAUUACAUCUACCGUUUCUGAAUACACCAAACUCAAUAUCUGAAAAGUACGGUACUCUCGGUUGGCUUCUUGGUCGACAGAUUAUAUCUGUAGUCUUCAGAGAUAAUCAGCCAAUAGAACAAACGCAAUAUCAGCUGGAGUGUGGAGCAACUGCUUCUACACCGCUCGAAAAUCAACUGUGUUGUUUAUCAGCACAAAUCAAUUCUGGUAGACUUCAGAAGGAAAAUUUGGAAAAAUUGUCAGCUGGUAUAAAUGGUCUUAUGUUAUCAUUCGAAACAUACAAGGGAAGUUUAAUUGGAGAUACUGAAAGCUUAAAUGAAAGGAAGAUGUUUUUUUCAGCAUUCGCUAGAAUGAUUUGUGGCGGCUUAUUAUCACAUAUUGUUGAUCCCAAAUCACAGUCGUCUACCCAAGACUACGAAUACAUUGUGAACGAUGUUGUGAAACACACUCAAGGAUUUUCAGAAACGUACCAAUGUGAAAGUGGUUCGAUAAUGAAUCCUGUGCGCAAAUGUAUUCUUUAGAAGCAAACAUUAUUAGUGUGUGUGCAAAAGUAUUCGUUUUUCUGUUUAAUGGAUUCCGUAAUUAAACUAUUGUAAUGUUGUUA